AUGGACCUUAUAGAACAACAGAGUAAUAAGAAAAGAAAGACAAUAAUGACAUCCUCAUUAAUACCCACAGCAGAAUACACUGCUCCGGAUAUAUCACAACAAUUAUUCCAUCCCGGAGAUGGACCACAUACUACAUAUGGUAAAACAACGCAGAUUUCAGAUAUUGUUAUAAAAGCAGGUGGUGAAGAUAGAGAUAAACCAAGUAAACAUAAAGAUACUGCAUUGGGCCAUUUACGUGCUCAGUUAACUACUCUUCAAGAUCAAAUAAAUGUAUUUCUUACUGAACGAAUGCAAUUGGAGAAAGAUAAAAUUAAGGGACAACAAAUUGAAGACGAUGUUGAAAGAAGAAUUUUAGAUGAAGGUGUUGAUGAGAAUGAAAGUGAUUAG
Molecule: messenger RNA, 387 nt
Organism: Hemisphaericaspora subhashii
Lineage: Eukaryota; Fungi; Ascomycota; Pichiomycetes; Serinales; Debaryomycetaceae
Product: chromatin DNA-binding EKC/KEOPS complex subunit
Exons: 1
Coding region: 1-387 (128 amino acids)
Source: RefSeq, a predicted model, not a curated record